AUGAAGCAGAGAGUUUCCGCUCUAGAUUUAAAGCUUUUAGUGGCAGAAUUGGCUCCUAAAGCCAAAGGACAUCGCUUAAGCAAUGUUUAUAGUCUUAGUUCCAAUAAUAGAUCGUUUCUUUUUAAAUUUGCCCAGCCCGACUCAAAAGUGAAUGUGGCUGUUGAAUCCGGGUUCAAACUUUACAUUACCGAUUAUCAGAAGCCAGUGCUUCCUCAACCAACAAGCUUUUGCACAAAGCUCAGAAAGCAUUUAAAGUCGAAAAGACUCACACAUGUCGAACAAAUUGGUGAUGAUAGAGUGGUUGUUUUGGAGUUUAGUGAUGGAAUGUAUUAUUUAGUCCUCGAAUUCUUUAGCGCCGGUAACAUCAUCUUGUUGGACUCAAACCGCCAGAUCAUUUCAUUAUUUAGAGUUGUGGAGAAUAAGAUGAAAGCAUCCGAUCCAGACGCUUUUAACUAUUCAAUAGGACAAACAUAUCCAUCGUUUGACUCUACACUUUUUGAAGAUGAAAAUAUGAAAAUUCGUGAAUUUGUUACAUAUGAUAAAGGUCUUGUGGUUGGCUGGAUUAAGGAAAUGCAACAACGUGAAGAACAAAACAAAAACCGUGAAACAUCCGGGAAGAAAAAGAAGAAGAAGGGAAGAAUAUUUUCGGUCAACAAGCUAUGCUUCAUGCAUGCACCAUAUCUUUCCUCUGAUUUGAUUCAGCGUUCAUUGUUGGAUAAUGGUGUUACUCCCUCACAGAGUUGCUUAAACAUGUUGGAAGACAAUUCUUUAGUCGAAAAAGUAGUCACUUCACUGCAAGAAAGUGAAAAUACAUUUAAAUCUCUUUUACAAACUCCUCCAGGCAAAGUGCAAGGAUGGAUACUACGGAAAAUAAAUCCACUUUUUGAUAAUACGAAGAAGGAAUCAAGUGAGAAUUUGAAAUAUACGUACGAAGAAUUUCAUCCAUUUGAACCAGUUCAUAAGGAGAAUGAAGAUUCGAAAGUUGAUGUCGUGGAUGGAUACAAUAAAACUGUUGAUACUUUCUUUACAAUGAUAGAGCUUUCAAAGGCAUCCCUAAGUAGACAACAGCAAAAGGCUGCUGCUGCUAAAAGACUGCAACUUGUGAAGGAAGAGAACGAAAAGAAACUAGCAAAAUUAGAUGCUGUUCAAGAACUAAAUCGAAAAAAGGGUUACCUAAUCACUUUGCAUAGUAGUGAAAUUGAGGACUGUAGAUCAAGUAUACAGGCCCUUCUUGAUCAACAGAUGGAUUGGCAAAACAUCGAUAAAUUGAUUGAGGUGGAAAGAAGACGAGGUAAUCCAACAGCUAAAAUGAUUAAAUCCUUGAAUCUUUUAAAGCAUGAGUUCACAGUUUUACUUCCGGAUGAACAAGAAGUUGUAGAUGAUGAAAACGAGGAUGAAAGCGACUCUGAUAGUGAUAGUGAUAGUGAUGAUGAUGAUGAUGAUGAUGAUGAUGAUGAUGAGACGGAAGAUAAAAAAAGUAACAUAAUUAGCGUCUCCAUUGAUAUAAGGGAAUCGGCUUUUGCAAAUUCUACACGUUAUUUUGAUGCGAAGAAAAAUGCACAGGAAAAGCAGGAAAAAACGAAAGAAAAUGCUGCAAUUGCUAUCAAGAACAGUGAGAUGAAGAUUCACAGAGAUAUGAAACGGCUUGAAAAUGAAUCCAAAAAUACAGUGGAUAUUCGUAAAAUACGUCCGAAGUUCUGGUUUGAAAAGUAUUUCUGGUUUAUUUCAAGUGAUGGUUAUUUAUGCAUUGCAGGAAAGGAUGAUAUUCAAAUAGACUCGAUAUACUAUAGAUAUCUUGACAACAACACCGAUUAUUUGGUGUCAAGUGACGUUGACAAGUCUCUUAAGGUUGUGAUUAAGAAUCCAUAUAAGAACAAAGAAAUCCCACCUUCAACAUUUGUUCAGGCAGGGAUAUACUGCUUAACCACAAGUAAAGCCUGGGACAGCAAGAUGAGUCCAAGCCCAUGGUUUGUCAAAGGUGAUGCUGUUUCCAAGAAAGAUUAUGAUGGUUCAUUGCUACCUCCUGGCCUUCUUAACAUUAAAGGCGAUAAGAAUUUCUUACCACCAAGUCAAUUGGUCAUGGGAAUUGGAUUACUAUGGCUUCCAGAUGAGAAGACUAAAGCUAGACACAUCGAAUAUAUGCUUAAUCGGAACAAGGACAUAGGAUUUGAAUACGCUGAGAGGUACGAGGGUAAAAACAUGAAGAUGAAGGAGUUAGCAGCGUUACUUGAGAAAUUGACUUUGAAGAGUAAAAAAGCCAAGGAUAAUGAAGAGGAUGCAGAUUCAGAAAAGAAUGAGGACGAUAAUGAUGACGACGAGACAAAAGAGGAAGUGCUGCAAAACUCAAAAGAUUAUACUACUAAACUUUCGAGAGGUAAAAAGAACAAGUUGAAGAAAAUUAAGCGAAAAUACAAAGAUCAGGACGACGAAGAGAGAAGAUUGAGGAUGGCAGCACUAGGAACGUUAAACCAGAAUGAUAAUGACGGAGAGCAAAUUGGUUCUGAUGUAAAUGGAGAAAGUAAGGUGGAUUCUCGAGAACAGAAAAUAGUAGAAGCAUCGAUGAGGAAGGAGAAGAAGAAGCAGCAACAGAUUAAUCAAUUGCAGCACUUGCUGGAGGAAAUUGAGAAUGCCAUUUCUGAAAGCAGAGAAGAUACCACUACUGAUGUUAAGAAGGUUUACUACAGCGAGUUAUUCGGCCUUUUAAACAAACCAGGUAAAGACGACAACAUAACAGACUGCAUUGUUGUCUUCAUGCCAUGGGGGGCAUUAAAUAAAUAUCUAUACAAAGUCAAGGUUCAAUCUGGAACAAACAAGGAGGGAAAGACUUUAAGUGCAGCAAUCGAUUUCUUCAAGAAGGAGAGUCGAACUUUGAAAAAGAAGGGUGUCGAUUGGUUUGACAAGGAUUCAAUAAUCGAAAAAAUUAACCCCCAGGAUUAUUUGAUGUCAAUGACUGGAAAUAGAUAUAGACUUACAACAGGAGGAGCAGAAGUUAAGAAGAAUAAAGGAGGAAAAGGAAGCAAGCCAAAAAAAGGAAGAAGAAGAAAAUGA
Messenger RNA from Brettanomyces bruxellensis, 3048 nucleotides. RefSeq lists its product as uncharacterized. The transcript has a single exon. Gene Ontology annotation, cellular component: RQC complex. NCBI's taxonomy places the organism in Eukaryota, Fungi, Ascomycota, Pichiomycetes, Pichiales, Pichiaceae. The coding region runs from base 1 to 3048 and encodes 1015 amino acids. Gene Ontology annotation, molecular function: tRNA binding; ribosomal large subunit binding. The record is from RefSeq and is a predicted model, not a curated record. Gene Ontology annotation, biological process: ribosome-associated ubiquitin-dependent protein catabolic process; rescue of stalled cytosolic ribosome.